Molecule: messenger RNA, 5098 nt
Organism: Panonychus citri (citrus red mite)
Lineage: Eukaryota; Metazoa; Arthropoda; Arachnida; Trombidiformes; Tetranychidae
Product: cytoplasmic FMR1-interacting protein-like
Exons: 7
Coding region: 176-4147 (1323 amino acids)
Biological process (GO): regulation of translation; regulation of actin filament polymerization; axon guidance
Cellular component (GO): synapse; SCAR complex; neuron projection
Molecular function (GO): small GTPase binding; RNA 7-methylguanosine cap binding
Source: RefSeq, a predicted model, not a curated record
GAAAGUUUCAAAUAUUUUCAUCUUUUAAUUGUCAUUUUUUUCACUUUACAAUUUGGGUGUGUUUUUUAUUUUAUUUUCUAAUUUAAUUUUGAUAAUCUCCACAAUCAGUGAGUCUUUUUUUUUCUACAAACCCUCCGUUGUACAUUUCUCGGUGUUCUAUUUGCGAUAAUCUUUCAUGAUGAUGGACGAAAUGACCAACAAAGAGGGUAUCAAAGUUACUCUUUCUGAUGCCAUGGCCAAUGUUGAAGUAUUGGAUGAAAUUGAGCUGCCGGAUGAGCAACAUUGUAUUCAGGGGCAAGCAAAGUCAAUUGUUCACCAUUUUAACUUGGAUACAAAUUUUGAGGAUAAAAAUGCUUUUGUCUGUGGUGUUGCCAAGUACCUUGAGGAAGCCAACUACCAAUCUAAAUUGAAUCAAAUGCUAGAAGAAGGUGAAAAACAUGCAGUUAUGUUAUAUACUUGGAGAUGUUGUUCUCGGGCGAUUCCACAGCCAAAAGAUAAAGAUCAACCUAAUCGAUUGGAAAUGAUUGAGAAAACUGUUGAGGUUCUUGGUCCAGAGGUUGAUAAAUUGUUGGCUUUCAUGUAUUUCCAAGAAGCUGCUAUCAAACGUUUCUGCUCUGAAAUCAAGCGUCUUUGUUUAUCUCCAAACAAUAAUCAAGGAUCUGGUGGAGGAGAUUCAAGCUCUAGCAAACGGAAACAUGACACUUUUGUAUCUGAGACUUACCUUUUAACUUUGGGAAAAUUUUUGAAUAUGUUAGCUGUUCUUGAUGAGUUGAAAAAUAUCAAAGCCUCGGUGAAAAAUGACUAUGCUGCAUAUCGACGAGCCUCACAAUCUCUUAAACAAUUAUCUGACUCACAUUCUCUCCAAGAGAGUCAAAAGUUAUCACUUUUUUUAGCAAUGAGGAAUAAAAUUCGUGACUCAUUGAAAGAACAGUUAGAACAAAUUUCUGGCUACGAAGAGCUUCUUGCCGAUGUUAUAAAUCUAUGUACACACAUGUACGAAAGUAAAAUGUAUAUGCUUCCAUGGGAAAAGCAUAUGCUAGUCAAGGUUAUCGGUUUUGGACUUUUCCUUCUUGAUUCUAAAGACUCUAAGAACUGUAAUAUCAAUAAACUGGACACAAAACGACGAAUCAACUUAAGUCGUAUUGAUAAGAUAUUUAAAUCCCUUGAAAUGGUUCCACUAUUUGGAGACAUGCAAAUAUCACCAAUUCUUACUUAUAUCAACAAAACUCCCAAUUACGAUCCAACUAAAUGGCCAUUAGCCUCUAAUUCACAAACACCUUCAACACAGGCUGAUAUACUUCAACAUUUACCUACAAUCAGGGAAGAUUAUGUUUCUUACAUAUCUGAACUUUCUCGUUAUUCCAAUGAAGUGACCACAACGGUGAAAGAAGCACCAAGAUCUGAUGCAGAAAACAAGCAACUUCUUUGUCUUGCACUUCGAGGUCUCCAAUUAUUAUCCGAAUGGACUUCCCAUAUCAUGGAGCUUUAUUCGUGGAAACUAAUGAAUCCAACUGAUCAUCAUCAGAAUAAAGAUUGUCCCGUUGAAGCCGAAGAGUAUGAAAGAGUAACUCGAUAUAAUUAUAAUGAAGAUGAGAAAGCUGCACUAAUUGAUAUGAUCGCCAUGGUUAAAGGAUUACAAGUUCUCAUGCACAGAAUGGAAACUGUGUUUACCGAUGCAAUAGGUUAUUCAAUUUACGCUGAAUUACAAGACUUUGUCCAGAAAACACUUCGAGAACCACUUAGAAAAGCAAUCAAAAAUCGUAAAGAUCUAGUUCGAACUCUUUUAUCAUCUGUUCGAGAUACUUGUGCCGAUUGGGCUAAAGGGUUUGAAGAUCCAUUAACUAAAGGAAACAAAUUAUCUUCUAGUUCAAUGAGCGAGGUUGACAUGCAAGUUCCUCGACGAAAUGUUGGUCCAGGAAGUACACAGCUUUAUAUGGUACGGACGAUGUUGGAAAGUCUCAUCUCCGAUAAAGCGGCCAGUGGAAAACGAACCUUGCGAAAAGAUAUCGACGGAAAUUACCUUUUAGCCAUCGAUCAGUUUCACAAGAACAGUUUCUUCUGGAACUAUUUGCUCAAUUUUAGCCAAACUUUAAGGGAAUGUUGUGAUUUAUCACAACUUUGGUACAGAGAAUUUUAUCUUGAAAUGACCAUGGGCAAAAGAAUUCAGUUUCCCAUUGAAAUGUCUCUUCCCUGGAUUCUGACUGAUCAAAUAUUGAAGACUAAAGAUCCUUCCAUGAUGGAAUGUGUUCUCUAUCCCCUAGAUCUUUACAAUGACGCUGCUCACUGUGCUUUGUACAAAUUCAGCAAACAAUAUCUUUAUGAUGAAGUUGAAGCGGAAGUGAAUCUUUGUUUCGAUCAGUUUGUCUACAAAUUAUCGGAGCAAAUUUUUGCUUAUUAUAAGCAUCUUGCUGGUUCCAUUUUAUUGGAUAAAAGAUUCCGAUCUGAAGCUCAGAUUCACGGAAUAAAAUUUGCUUGGCCUCAAGCAAAUCGAUAUGAAACUUUAAUGAGACAACGACAUCUUCAACUUUUAGGUCGAACCAUUGACCUUAAUCGUCUAAUUGCUCAACGUCUCAAUGCCCACAUGUUGAAAAGUUUAGAAUAUGCUAUUCGUCGAUUUGAAUCCGGUGACAUUUCUGGUAUCAUUGAAUUAGAAGGAUUAAUGUCCGUUAAUCGUCAUACACACAAACUUUUGUCGAAACACGUCGAGUUGGACAGUUUUGAUUCCAUUUUCAAAGAAGCAAAUCACAAUGUCUCCGCUCCCUAUGGAAGUAUAACUCUUCAUGUUUUCCUUGAUCUGUAUUACAAUUUUCUUCCCACCUAUUGUUACAAUUCAUCAACUAAUCGAUUUGUUCGAGUCCCUUCUAAAGCACCCAAUCUCGCCCCUCACAUGGACUAUCAUCGUGAUCGGGCAGCUUUAAUCCCGAUGCAACAACCUCCGUACUAUUUUUAUGGUACUAAGGCUCUAAAUGUGGCCUAUGCCAGUAUCUUUAAUCAGUAUUCAGGGUUUAUCGGUGCUCCUCAUUUUCGAGCCAUGUGUCGUGUCCUAGGCUACCAGGGAAUCGCUGUAAUCAUUGAGGAGCUACUUCGUAUCAUGAAAACGGGAAUCCAAGGAACCAUUGCUCAAUAUGUGGAAACACUGAUGAAAGCGAUGCCAAAAUUGUGUAAAUUGCCAUUAUAUGAAUACGGUUCAAGUGGAGUGUUGGAAUUUUAUCAAGCUCAACUUCGUGACAUAAUUCAAUAUCCUGAUGUAAAAACAGAGCUUUUCCAAUGUUUCCGGGAGAUCGGUAAUGCGGUCAUCUUUUGUCUCCUCAUCGAACACAGUUUAUCACAAGAGGAAGUCUGUGACCUCGUUCAAGCCGCGCCCUUUCAGAACUGUUUUCCACGACCCUAUUGUAAAGACCAAGAGAAACCAGAGACUAAAAUAAAAAGACUGGAAGCCAAAUACGCACCACUUCAAGUAGUUGCCAAUAUUGAUCGUUUUGGAUCAAACAAACAAGGUCAAAUUGCCCGAGAAGGUGACCUGUUAACUAAAGAAAGAUUAAUUUGUGGCCUCUCGAUAUUUGAAGCUGUUCUAGGCCGAAUUCGGGAUAUCAUGGUAGAAAACGAGGAACAAGCCGCUCGAUGGAUCGGACCAACCGAUGGUCCACCUCCGAAUGGAGUCAUUUAUGUUGACGAGUGUAUUGAAUUCCACCGUCUAUGGUCAGCGCUUCAAUUUGUCUAUUCGAUCCCAGUGGGAGACGGCGAAUGGACAGUUGAACAAUUAUUCGGCGAAGGACUUAAUUGGGCGGGAUGUGUCAUGAUUACCCUUUUAGGUCAACAAAGGCGAUUCGAAACUCUUGAUUUCAGUUAUCAUUUACUCAAAGUACAAAGAGUCGAUGGUAAAGAUCAAAUUGUUCGAGGGAUUCCACUUAAACGGAUGGUCGAUCGAAUCAGGAGAUUCCAAGUUCUAAAUUCACAAAUUUUUUCCAUUUUAAACAAAUAUUUAUCAUCGCCAUCAAGUGAAGGCAACACAAUUGAACAUGUUAAAUGUUUCCAACCACCAAUUCAUCCAGCUCAUGCAUCAAAUCAAGGUGGUCCAAUCUAUAUGAGAGCUGCAAUCCUAUUACAACAACAUCGAGGUGCUGUCAAUGAAGACACUGUUAAUUAAUCAACUAAUCAACUCUUUUAAUUAUAUAAUUUUUAUUGCUAACAUUUUUUUCCUCAGAAAAAAUUGUAUCAUUUAUCUUUAAUUCAUCCCCUCAGAGUGUUUAGACUUCUUAUAUAUUCCAAUCAACACCUAGAACAAUUAACUUAUUCCCAAAGUCAUCUAUUGAUUUAUAUAAAGUCUUUUUUACGUUACGAGAAAAAAGCAACCAAAUCAACUUAAUUGUUUGAUCAGAGAAUCAUUUUUUCGUGAUAAACGUAAAUGAUUAAAUAUUUUUAGUUAUUUAUUAAUCGUCAUUUACAUUAUCAAAACAAAAGAAAUUAAUUCAUAAUGAUUAUUCUGGUUAAUCAACUUAUCAUCUGGAUCAUUUGAAUAAAUUCAAUUACAGUUUCCAUCUAUAUUUUUUAUCGUGAUUAGAUAUUGCAGUUGAUUAGUGAUAACAACAAGUUAAUUAAUCCAGUUAUGAUUUUCUAGUCUCUUUCAAUCUGGAUUUUGGUUUAUGUUACACUUUGGGUUAGAGUUUCAAAAGUUGAUUUAAAAUCUUAAUUUAGUUAACUCAAAUUGGCAAAUAAAAUCAUAUUUCUCGGUGUAAGUUCAACUAAAUGAUUAAGAAAUUUAAUCUAACCAACGAAAUUAAAUUUUGAUUUAAUCUUGUAAUUAUGUAAAAUACAAGAUGUUGUUGGUUCAUUAAAAAACUUGAUCAAAUUGUUUCUCACCUCAUAAGGUAAUGAAUUCCAGUCUAGUUUAAGAUCACAAUUAGUGAUUAAAGGUAAAUUAUUUUCUAGUGUAACUGUAACCAGAUAAACAUGGCCACGUUUAAAUUGAUUGUUAUUUGAUUGAUUACCUGUGAAUAUAAUGAUACCUUUUUGUAAAGCUUUUUUAAGAUUAUUUGUUGAUUUGAAUACCCUAAUUAACUGAAUUGAAUAAUAAAGGCCACCAUUAAUUUUAAUCAAA